AUGGUGCGCAUCCUUAACGCUCAGUGUGUUUUCAUCUGUCUCUGUGUGUUGUACACUAACUCGUUCAGUGUAUCAGCUGUUGAGGAUGCGACGAUCACCGCUACAUCACAGUUUGGACGCAAAGAUGCCGUCCGUACCGAAAAUCGCCAGCUCUACGCGACGGAGCUCUCAAAGGAUAUGAAACGGCGCUCCGUUGACGAGAUGAAAGAAGCGACGCAACGAAGCCAUGAAAGCGCAGAGGAAGAUGACUUGACGGAACCAGCCAUCAUCAGUUUGGAAGAACCUAUUCAAGAUGCCAUGGGGGCAAUCACUAAAAUGGUCCUACCGUUUGCUAUGGAGUUGGCAUACGACCCGAGGGUCUCGCACGAGUGCAUGUCGAGUCUCAUGAGGCUGGGAAAGGCGCUUUCCACCUACGACGUUUGGGCAAUGCAGAUGGUCGAUGCCAUCGGAAAAAUUCCAACGGGCCUGUUCGAAGGCACGACCGCUGCUUUAGGGUCGUACGAUCAGUGUCUCAAUGUAGUUGCACAGAGCCCAUCGGAGACAAAGGCAGCCUUCCAUGGCCAGUACUGCAGCAUGUUUCUCAAGAUGUUGAAUAACCCGAUUGAAGACAAGCUAGUCACAAAAAUCCUAGAUGCCAUACCCUUACUGAAGCACAUCGUGAAAAACGCUACCCGCGUGAAAGAGCUGCAAGCUGAAGAUUACGUUCUGGGCGUGAGGCUUGGAGCCUGUAUUCCCUCCACGUGCAACGAAAAGGAAUUGCAACACAUGGUCGCCAAAGCUAUCCGAAAGUACGGCGGAGUAGCAACAGUGUCCUCCUGCAAAGUGAAGUCUCCCGUCGUCUUCAGCAAAGUUCAGAUAGCAAUGAUAUCCUUGGUAUCGUGCAUAGGCCUAAUCAUCCUGAUUUCGUCAGCCGUGGACACGUAUUUUAGGUAUAAGAAUGAGAUCACGGCGAAAGGCAGACAGCCAGGAUUUCCAGUCAGACUUCUAUUAAGUUUUUCGGCCGUGACAAAUACAGGCAAGCUGUUCAAAACGUCCGUGGAAAAAGACUCCUUGAGGGCAAAGCAACAGUGCAUCCACGGAAUGCGAGUAUUGGGUGCAAUGUGGGUUAUGCUCAUUCACACCUAUAUCCUGGUCGAACCAACCACCAUAGGACGUGGUUUCAGUUUCCUGGAAAUGCUCAUGCAGCCCUCAUUUUCAGUCAUCUCAAACGGAUUUUUGAGCGUGGAUAUUUUCUUUCUUCUAAGCGGCUUUAUAGUGACACAAGUCAUACUCUCCGUAAGCGCAAAAGCCAAAUCCAGCUUCCUGUUUGGUAUCACCCUCUACGCUAGGUACAUCAGAUUAGCACUGCCGUGCCUCUUCCUGGUUGGCAUCGUGUUCGUGUUUCCGCUCUUAGUAAGCGGCCCCGUCGCAGAUCAACUCAUGCACGGCCUCAUAGGCCCGUGUCAGAGACACUGGUGGGACGUCCUCACAUUCACGACCACCUUCAGGUCACUCAGUGAAAUGUGCGCGCCCCACUUAUGGUACGUCUCAGCCGACUUCCACAUGUACAUCCUCUUCCUGGUCUUCAUAAUUUCAUUGAGGAGACGACCCUCCAUUGGACUGGCGGGAACAGUUUUGCUUGCGCUGCUGAGUUGCAUCGGAAUAGCUUUUCAGACGUACUUCAGCGACCUGCAGGCGUUCCCCCAUCUUAAUAUUAACAUCAACCAAACCAUGGACACAUUCGAGAAAGUGUUCUUCAAGCCCUACUGUCAUGUGGCACCGUUCGCCGUUGGAAUACUCGUUGCGUACGCUUUCAUGGAGUGGCCACAACACAAACUUAGCAUCACUCAGCAGUUGACUGGCUGGAUUGCGGCCCUAGCAGUCGCCUGUACAAUACUCUUUGGUGUGCAUCGCUGGAGUGCUGGAUACGAAUAUUCCCCUCUUCUGGGAAGCCUGUACGCUGGCUUUGGUCGCCUAGCGUGGAGCGUAGCAGUCGCCUGGGUCCUGUACGCAUGCUGUACGGGCAACGGAGGACUGGUGAACGCGUUCCUGAGUCUCAAGGGAUUUGUGCCCUUCAGCAGGCUAAGCUUCAGCGUCUACCUCGUGCAUAUGCUCGUCCUUAUUGUCAAGCCUGCGAUGACGAGGGUGCCUCUGGAGUGGACGCACUGGACACUGGUGAAGGACUAUCUGGGAUGUUCGGUGCUCAGCUUCAUGUUCGCCUACCUCUUCUACAUAUUCUGCGAAGCACCGUUGUCCAAUAUGGAUAAGCUCGUAAUGAUGAAGCUCUUCGAAAAGAAGAUGGCUAGUGUGACGGGAGGCAGCACCGAAACGUCCCGAAACGAGAAGGAUACUCAACCUGGAUUACGGACAGUUGAGCAAGUGUUUGUGGUUAGCGACAAGAAUACACCUCUGUCAUCCAAGCUGUAAGAAGUUGGGAAGAUCUCAAGACCUUAAGCGCCAUCAGCUGAGAGCUGUUAUCUAGUCAAUCUCCCGGUUGGAAGCCAUCGAGCCACACACACUGCC
Messenger RNA from Ornithodoros turicata, 2502 nucleotides. Its product is annotated as nose resistant to fluoxetine protein 6-like. Lineage: Eukaryota; Metazoa; Arthropoda; Arachnida; Ixodida; Argasidae. The transcript is spliced from 12 exons. Gene Ontology annotation, molecular function: acyltransferase activity, transferring groups other than amino-acyl groups. The coding region runs from base 1 to 2406 and encodes 801 amino acids. The record is from RefSeq and is a predicted model, not a curated record.